UAUUGUAGGUGAUGAUGAUGGCGGGAAGCUUUUUACCCCUGAGGAAUAUGAAGAGUACAAAAGAAAAGUAUUACCAAUUCGGUUACAGAACAGGUUGUAUGUGAGCUGGAGAUCUCCAGCUGGCAUGGACUGUAAGCUCGUGGGACCAGAGAUGCUCUGCUUUUGUACUCACCGGUAUAAGCAACACAAAACGGACUAUGAAGUGAUCCCCGAAGACCGUCCUAUUUCUGUGCCUUGCAGAGUGAGCCGUUGUCUGUGCCAGUCCUAUCACUAUGUCCCUUUAAAUGGCACACAGCCCAUCCGCUGUAGAUGCAAACACUUUGCUGAUCAGCACAGUGCAGCACCUGGAUUUUCAUGUAACUCUUGUUCCAAGUGUUCAGGCUUCUACAGCUGCUUUACCUGUGCGUGUGGUCAGCCAACAUAUGCUCAUGAAACAGUUGUGGAAACUAAACAAGAGCGCUUAGCCCAAGGAAGGCCUGUGGGGCUGGAUGUUCCUUAUGCUGCUAUGGGAGGACUGACUGGUUUUAGUUCACUAGCAGAAGGCUACAUGAGACUUGAUCCCAGUGGAAUAGGGAGUCCUUCUGCUGAACUUCUAGAAUCCCCUGUUACCAGCAUGGAUCGUCCAUUUCUGAAAGCGUUUCAGGGACCUUCUAGUUCUGCUCAAACCAUCCCACAGACAGCAGGGGGUUCUAGUGCCACAAAGCAAGUUUCUCAUGGAAGGCAUUCAGAAGAUGAUGACAUGGCUUACUUUGAAAAACGUCAUCAAGAACAGCUGAAAAAGGGAAAGGCUGCUAAACGGAAAGAUAAAAGUCCAGUGCCAUCACAGAAGCCACGAGAUGAAUAA
Antrostomus carolinensis (chuck-will's-widow) is the source of this 844-nucleotide messenger RNA. RefSeq names its product family with sequence similarity 221 member A (gene FAM221A). The record is from RefSeq and is a predicted model, not a curated record. Lineage: Eukaryota; Metazoa; Chordata; Aves; Caprimulgiformes; Caprimulgidae. The transcript is spliced from 6 exons. The annotation marks the transcript as partial.